AUGCACCCCUCCCUUCUUUUCACGCUUGGGCUGGCGAGCGUGCUUGUCCCCCUCUCGUCUGCACACACUACCUUCACGACCCUCUUCGUCAACGAUGUCAACCAAGGUGAUGGUACCUGCAUUCGCAUGGCGAAGAAGGGCAAUGUCGCCACCCAUCCUCUCGCAGGCGGUCUCGACUCCGAAGACAUGGCCUGUGGUCGGGAUGGUCAAGAACCCGUGGCAUUUACGUGUCCGGCCCCAGCUGGUGCCAAGUUGACUCUCGAGUUUCGCAUGUGGGCCGAUGCUUCGCAGUCCGGAUCGAUCGAUCCAUCCCACCUUGGCGUCAUGGCCAUCUACCUCAAGAAGGUUUCCGACAUGAAAUCUGACGCGGCCGCUGGCCCGGGCUGGUUCAAGAUUUGGGACCAAGGCUACGACUUGGCGGCCAAGAAGUGGGCCACCGAGAAGCUCAUCGACAACAACGGCCUCCUGAGCGUCAACCUUCCAACCGGCUUACCAACCGGCUACUACCUCGCCCGCCAGGAGAUCAUCACGCUCCAAAACGUUACCAAUGACAGGCCAGAGCCCCAGUUCUACGUCGGCUGCGCACAGCUCUACGUCGAGGGCACCUCGGACUCACCCAUCCCCUCGGACAAGACGGUCUCCAUUCCCGGCCACAUCAGCGACCCGGCCGACCCGGGCCUGACCUUCAACGUCUACACGGGCGACGCAUCCACCUACAAGCCGCCCGGCCCCGAGGUUUACUUCCCCACCACCACCACCACCUCCUCCUCCUCCUCCUCCGGAAGCAGCGACAACAAGGGAGCCAGGCGCCAGCAAACCCCCGACGACAAGCAGGCCGACGGCCUCGUUCCAGCCGACUGCCUCGUCAAGAACGCGAACUGGUGCGCCGCUGCCCUGCCGCCGUACACCGACGAGGCCGGCUGCUGGGCCGCCGCCGAGGACUGCAACAAGCAGCUGGACGCGUGCUACACCAGCGCACCCCCCUCGGGCAGCAAGGGGUGCAAGGUCUGGGAGGAGCAGGUGUGCACCGUCGUCUCGCAGAAGUGCGAGGCCGGGGAUUUCAAGGGGCCCCCGCAGCUCGGGAAGGAGCUCGGCGAGGGGAUCGAUGAGCCUAUUCCGGGGGGAAAGCUGCCCCCGGCGGUCAACGCGGGAGAGAACGGGAAUCAUGGCGGAGGUGGUGGUGAUGAUGGUGAUGAUGAUAAUGAUGAGGCCGGGGCUGGGGCAGCGUCGACUCCGACUUUUGCUGCUCCUGGUGCGGCCAAGACUCCCCAACCAAACUCCGAGAGGGCCCGGCGCCGUGAGGCGCAUUGGCGGCGACUGGAAUCUGCUGAGUAG
This is a messenger RNA of Thermothelomyces thermophilus ATCC 42464, 1335 nucleotides long. RefSeq names its product glycoside hydrolase family 61 protein. The record is from RefSeq and is a predicted model, not a curated record. The transcript has 2 exons. The coding region runs from base 1 to 1335 and encodes 444 amino acids. Lineage: Eukaryota; Fungi; Ascomycota; Sordariomycetes; Sordariales; Chaetomiaceae.